UGCUCCCGUGGUCUCUGCCUCUGCUGAGCCCUGUUCCUUCCCGUGCCGACCGGCGGCGCCGACGCGAGGUCCUCCCCUCGCGCCUUUCCUUGUCGGAUUCAAAUCGAAAAACUAAUUGGCCUCAAGAUAAAUUGAGCCACAGAGAGAGAUAGAGGCGACACUGAUUUUGCAGGUAUGUCGAUUGCUUUGAUGGCUAAAAGAAAGGGCUCGCCCUGUCAAAAAGAAGAUCAUUUUGAAGGCACCAAAAGAGUGAAGUCUUCAGUGCCGGACCUUCCACAGGAGAUCUGGCAUGAUAUACAUUCCCUACUGCCACUGCGAGAUGCUGCCCGUGCUGGCUGCGUGUCUCACGCAUUUCUUGAUUCCUGGAGGUGGCAUCCCACCCUCACCCUGAAUCCGAAAACACUUGGCCUUAGUGGACAGAAUUUCAUCAACAAGGUUGACCAAAUUAUGAAAAAACACUCUGGCAUCGGCAUCGGCAUCAAAUCAUUCAAGCUACACCACUACGGUUCUCGUAUCCACGCCAGUAAACUCAACAAUUGGCUCCGGAUUGCUGUUACUCCAGAGAUUCAUGAACUCAAGCUUUCACUGCCUACAGUAGGAAAGGCACAGCUCUACAACUUCCCGUGCCCACUUUUAUUUGCUGGAAGUGCAGGAAACAGGAUUCGGGAUCUUCAACUAGCCAAUUGUGCAUUCCAUCCCGUGGCAGGACUUGGCUGCCUGACAAGGCUGUAUCUGUCAAAUGUCCACAUUACGGGGGAUGAGUUAAGGUGCCUUCUUUCCAAUUCUUUUGUAUUAGAGGAGCUGAGUCUCAAUCAUUGCAGUGAGAUAAUGCGUCUCAAGAUACCUUGCCUGCUACACCGGUUCACCAAUCUGACGGUGUUUGAUUGCCGUGCACUAGAAAUUAUAGAGAAUGAAGCUCCGAAUCUCUGCACUGUUCUUAUUGAUACUGACAUAGUGCACAAGUCGAUUGGGUAUUCAUUGCAAGUGAAACACCUGGAAAUGUUCUGUGCUGUUGAGUUUAACCUUGUUCAUCAUGUCCGUGCCAAACUUCCAGCAAGUAUGCCAAAUCUUGAGACGCUCAGCAUUUCUUCGGCUGGUGAGAUGUUCAGUACACCAUCCGUACCAGGAAAAUUUCUCCUCCUCAAGCACUUGGACAUUUGUCUUGAAGUUGCAAUUGGAGCCUUUUCGCCAGACUAUGAUUAUUUCUCUUUAGCUUUUUUUCUGGAUGCCUGUCCUAUCUUGGAGAAUUUCAACUUAGAUGUUAUACAGACUCGCAUGAGGCAUGAUUCGAUUUUUGAAGAUUCCUCGCAACUGAGGCAGAUGGUAGGACAUCGCCAUGACAACAUCAAGACUGUGAAGAUCACUGGCUUUUGCUCUGCAAAGAGCAUGGUCGAGCUAACCUGCCAUAUUGUUGAGAAUGCAACAUCACUGGAGUGCCUUACAUUGGACACUAUAGCUGAAAACGGUUUAUCAGACGAUGUUAGGCUUUCUAUGCAUGAAAUCGGUGAAUGCCCCCCAAUAUGCAGGCAUAUGAUUGGGGAAGCGCAAAGAGCACUAUUGGCCAUGGAAAGAUACAUCGUGGGGAAGGUUCCCUCCACAGUCAAGUUGAAUAUUAAGAAACCGUGCAGCUGGUGCCAUGCUAGAUAGAUGUCUACCCUUUACCAUGCAAUUACAUUACAUGUUUUAAUGUUCCGGUGAUACCUUAAAUGGUAAAACCGCAAAAUGCGUAUGGGGUGAACUGCAAACUAGUCUUGCGC
This is a messenger RNA of Lolium rigidum, 1757 nucleotides long. RefSeq lists its product as uncharacterized. Gene Ontology annotation, molecular function: protein binding. Bases 175 to 1647 code for a protein of 490 amino acids. NCBI's taxonomy places the organism in Eukaryota, Viridiplantae, Streptophyta, Magnoliopsida, Poales, Poaceae. The transcript is spliced from 4 exons. The record is from RefSeq and is a predicted model, not a curated record.